Molecule: messenger RNA, 600 nt
Organism: Rubroshorea leprosula
Lineage: Eukaryota; Viridiplantae; Streptophyta; Magnoliopsida; Malvales; Dipterocarpaceae
Source: the annotation of a GenBank genome assembly
AUUGAACCAAAAAAAUUAAAGGCAUGGCAUUAGUUAUUUAGUUCCCAACCAAAAAAAUCAAAUUCUAAUAGAUGCAAUCAAUUGUACAAAAUGAGAUCCAAAUCUCCAAUACACGGGCAGGGGACUAUGCCUAAAUACCAAGAGGCUGCUGGUUGCUGGAGAGUGGAGGAAGAGAGAGUAGUGGCCAGAUCUGGACCGCCGGCAGCAGCUAGAGUGGCUGGACCACCUGCGAGGAGUGGAGCUCAAGCCUCAACAACCGUUGGAUGCUGGAGAACAGAGGAGAGGCACGAUCUGAAAGUGCAGCGUUUAAUGAAGAAGCUUAAGGAGAUAGAGCAAUGGCUGGAGGCUGAAGUUGGAGAUCGACGACUGCUGGAGAAAAUAGGAGAGGCACGAUUGAAAUUGCAAGGUUAAGUCAAGAAGAAGGUGCCCCCAGCCAAAAUGACGUCGUUUUGGUUGAGGAUUCUUUUUUUUUUUUUUUCCUUCUUGCAUAAUGUACCGGUCAAAUUUCGGUGUACUGGUCGGUACCCGAAAUUUUGGCCGGUACAUCAAAAUUUGACCAGUACAAUCGAAAUUUGACCGAAACAAAAUUUUAACUUAUUU